Molecule: messenger RNA, 3314 nt
Organism: Pseudogymnoascus destructans
Lineage: Eukaryota; Fungi; Ascomycota; Leotiomycetes; Thelebolales; Thelebolaceae
Exons: 1
Coding region: 1881-3014 (377 amino acids)
Source: RefSeq, a predicted model, not a curated record
UCCUCCUUCCCCUCCUCGUCAUCAGGGGUGACCGCCGCGCCGCUGCCGGCAAAAUGCGUAUCAACUAGGUGCUGGACGACAGGCCAUCCGUAGGCGUUUGCGAAUUUGCGCCGCACGAUGAUGUUGUUAUGUGCAUCUGGCUCCAGCCGCACGAGGACCUUCCGCCAGGCGAGGUCGCGGUGGUAAGCGCGCGCGAUUUUCUCCUCGACUUUCAUGGCGGAGGAGUCUAUCUCCGGGAGCGGGGAAAGGGAGGAGUCAGAGGCGGUGGUAGCGAUUCUGUUAGUGCUGUGGUUGGAUGCCGGCGGGGACUUGGAGAGUUUGUUGCUGGUGGUGGUGGGUGGUUUGAGCGGGGGUGGGGGGAUAUCGGACGGGUGGUAGACGCGGUCGUGGAAGAUGGUGAGGGGGCGCGUGGAGGGGUCGAUGAGGAAGGAGAGCGGGGGGAGGGGGGGGCUGAGGAUGUCGCCCGCGGCUUCGAAGAAGCUAGUUCGUGGGGGGGCGGCGGAGCCUUGGGGGUCCUCGUGGAAGGCGGAGCUGAUGCCUGGGGUGUGGUUGGUGCUGGAGUCGGAGUCGGUUUUGCGGGUGGAAUCGGUCUUGCUGCUGGAGUCUGUUUUGCUGUCUGAUUUGCGGCUGGUGUCGUCGAAUUUGACGGUCUGGCUGCGCUUGUAGAUCUUGGAUUGCGUGGGGGAGUCGGGGGAUUUGGCGCGGGGGUUGAAGAAAUCGAGGAAGCUGUCGAUUGGACCUUUGGUGGAUGCUGUGCCAGUAAUCGGUGGUGAUUGCUGUGGCGGCGGAUGCAGUUCGUUCUCCUUUACGUUGCUAGAUGUCCGCUGCUGGCUCGACGACCGUCGGGUCAUUUUCAUGCUCUUCAGACUGCGUACAUCGUCCUCCGUCGCAUCUGGCGGAGGCUGCGGGACAUCUCCACCCCUCCCCUGCCGAGUAGGCGUAUUACUCCCAUUCGCCUCAGCCUGAGCCUGCGCAGCCUCCGUCUCCCUCGCCUCCUCCAUCCACUCCUGUCUCGCAGCCGCCGUUGCAUUCUGCCCCGUCAACUCGGCCCACCCCCACCCCGCCAUCGUUCCCACAAGUCCGUUCUCCCUCCUCGCCUUCUCCACUCUUCCCAGCCCCUGCCAAUCCAAGAAGAGCAGACAGCUCGUCCGCAGCGGCACAAUUCCAUCAUUCACAACAUUGGAAUACACCGUGCGAUUGCGGAACUUCUUGAGCGCUACAUGCGCCGGCCCUGUCGGCAAAAUCCGCAGCAGCGGCUUCGAGCGCGGGUCGCGUGGGUGCUCAAUCGAAUUCUUGGCGUUUUCGCCGAUGCCACUGACGAGGGCUCCCCAGCCGCUGCGGGCGAGAGUCGGCGCGCGCCAUGUUAGACCAAGAUCCUGGCCGGUGCGGCCGACGAGGCCGAAGUCGAGAGCGAACUUGACGUACAGAGGGUUCUCGUUGCUGAGACCAAGGAAAGGCGAGGCGAGACAGAUAAAGUUGACGGCCUGAAUCUUCUCAAAGAAGUCCGGCGAGUGCUUCUGGAUAUAUGCUACGGCGUAGGUCUGGAUCAGGCCGCCCAGCGAGUGCGCGAUGAAGCUGAUACUUGUGAUCUUGUAUGCGCGUUUCUUGCCAGUGGGCGGAUCUUUCUGGAUGCUGCUGUGAGGGUGUACUGCCUCGCCGAGCUCGACCUCUCUGGAUUUGUCGUGUGUGACUGCCGCUUUAAAACUCUCGCCAGCGCUUAUCCUGACGGAGUGGAGCGACUGGUCCGGAUAAGUCAUCGCUAAGACGUAUUUCGCCAAUCGCUUGCCUAGAUAUUUAAUCCCCUUCUCCGUGCGAACCGCAUUUCCGGAGAAUCCGCGGACUAUAACAUCCUCCUCGUCGUCAGUGUCGUCAUCCUUGGCAUGCUUUUGCUCGGAUGUUACGUCGGCGUUUAUGCUGCUGCUUUGCGCAGAAGCCGCCUCUGCCCUCUCCUUUCGGCGUUUGUCCCGCCGAAGUUUGGCCUCCUCUUUUGCCUUCUUUGCUCCAGCAUCUAUGCUUUCCUUCAUAUAGAGCAUAUCCGCGCCCAGAUUACUAUGCAGCCCAUGCGUCAAUACCACCAAGUGUAUCUUCUUCUGUUUCCUGUCAUCAGUCUUCUCCUCCCCAUUCGCCCUCUCACCCUCCACCUUCUUCCCCUCCUCAACCUUCCCCUCCUCAACCUUCCCGACCCUCCUCACCCCCUCCCCACCACUCAUAUCCUCCCCCCCUCCCCCUCCCACUCCGGCAGUCUCGGUGUAUUCCACAACCCCGCCGUAUCCUCCACCCUAACCCUCACCGCCUCCGAGAAAACCCCUGCCUCGCCCCCUUCCCCGCCCCCAUCUCCCCCCCACACUCCCCUCAUCCCUCCCCACAAGCACCUCAAACCUAACCCCCGCACUCGCCGAAAAAAUAACCUGACUCGCCACCUCCACAACCCAACUCGUCUCCUCAUCCCCCCUAACCUUCAGCCUCGCGGCCCACGCCGCCCCAGGCUUGAGAUUCGGUUCGAACUCCGGGACGCCGUCGAGCCUUGCGCUCACGCCGCUGGCGACGUCGACGCGGUGCGUGGACGGCGCGGCGGAGACGUAGAGCGCGUAGGGCCCGUGCAUGAAGGCUGCGCGCAGGGCGAUGGCCGAGGUGUUCUUGAUGCGAAGGUGCAGGUGGGAGGGGUGCGGGAGGAUGCGGUCCCGCGAGGGCGUGUAGGUGAUGGUGUAGCGGACGACCUCGCCGACUUUGAGGGCGCCGGGUUGCUGGAGGAGGAGCAUCGUGAGGGUUUGGGAGGUGUUCGGGCGAGGGUCAUUGCUGGUGGGAGCUUGGUAGAGGGGUCUGUCGGGUGCGUCGGAUGGUGGGUCUCAGGGUUAUUUCGAAUGGAGCGUUGGUCGCUUUGUGGAGAUUUAUACCAAAAACCAACUUUGGGGUUCUUCAAGCUUCUCGGGGUUCUUCAAGCUCUGGAGGUUUUGAAGCUCGUGUGUCGUCGUCCAGCCUUCCAUCCAAAUGCGGAGCAUGUGCUCACUCUUUAAAUUGUUCCAUAACCAGACAUGUGGGGGGCCGGGCCGACGGCGAUGACGACCUGUGGCGUAAAUGGGAGAUCAAGUGUGGCUGGUGUCAACAGCCAAGGAACACUGGCGAUUUCAAUUAUAAGGAGAUAAAUAAUGAGAAUGGAAGGAGGUUGUUUACAGAAAUAAAUAAUCGCUGGAAAUGGAAAAUAAUUUGGUAUUUCGGCUUCGGCGGCGUAGAGUGGAGCAAUUUGCCAGGGGUAACAACAAACUAUGAGAAUGGAAGAAGCACUUUAACAUUCUAGCUACGUCUCCUUUUCUUAG